Messenger RNA from Austrofundulus limnaeus, 3022 nucleotides. It is a transcript of the gene prmt8b, whose product is annotated as protein arginine methyltransferase 8b. NCBI's taxonomy places the organism in Eukaryota, Metazoa, Chordata, Actinopteri, Cyprinodontiformes, Rivulidae. Gene Ontology annotation, cellular component: plasma membrane. The record is from RefSeq and is a predicted model, not a curated record. Gene Ontology annotation, molecular function: histone methyltransferase activity; protein-arginine omega-N monomethyltransferase activity; protein-arginine omega-N asymmetric methyltransferase activity. Gene Ontology annotation, biological process: chromatin remodeling; peptidyl-arginine methylation, to asymmetrical-dimethyl arginine.
UCUAACUGAGUUAAAGUUUCGUCUCUUUUUUAGGUUUCUUUUUGUAAUUUAUAUUGUUCUGAGCUUGUGCUUUUUGUGGCAAAAUAUUAAAACGAAUGAGCUUUAUGCCUUUAUCUGAGUACUAUAGUCUAUAAAUGAUUUGAAUAAUUCCAGAAAAGUGGCAAAAAGGUGGCGGGCGAUAUGCAUUCCUCUCAGAAAUGCAAGGCCUUUAAUAGUCCAUGUUUUAUUUUGAAUAUGUUGCUUAAACAGAGGUUAAAUACGCGCAUACAAAAUUAAAAAAAAAAGGUAAGAUUUCUUCUUCUUCCACAUCCCGAGAACACGCGUGGGCUCAUUUUUGUGGGGAAGUCUGGCACAAGGAGGCAUCAUUUCUUCUUCUUCUUCUCAGCUGCAGGCAUCACUAACUCACAGAGCAUUUUUAGUUAUUUUUCUUCCCCAGCAGGACUUCCAUUAGCAGGAAGAGGUGAAAAACGGCGAGACUUUUUUUUUCUCCUUUUUGUCUCCGCGGUGUCUGAGGAUUUCUUGGACAUGAGGGCGUUGAAGAAGUGGAAGAAACGGAGAAGUAAGRGUUAGUUUCUGGAUUCUUUUUAAAAUUUUAUUUAUUUGUUUGUUUCCUGCAUUUUUUGUUAAGACCGAGGGACCGAGCAGCAACUCUCCCCCCCACCACCGACUCUGGCAUCAAACCUUCAACCUUCCUGCCUCGACAGCCCAUGAGACACGGAGUCCUGCAGCUGAAACAACCUGUACCAGCUGACACUAACGAGCAUUCCUCCUCGCGCGGAUUCAUUUUACAACUUCACAACUUUUUCUUUCUUCUUUUUCUCCAAAUACAGUUAAUGUCUCUAUUUUUUUUUCUCGUUAUGACUUUCAUCUGUACGACUCCAGCGGUCACACAUCCCGGGACUUUGUGUCGUUUCUGGCACGUUUUCUCCUUCGGAGCAGUUUGAAAGAGUUGGGAGCCUGAAAUCUCGCCGGCUCUCAUGGGACUCGGGCAUUCGUCGCGUUGUUUGCUGCUGCGGCGGAAGAUGGCGGAGGCGGACAGCUCGGAGCGGCAACAGCCUGUCAUGUCACCCCUCUCCCAGUCUGCCCAGCCCUCCCUGCUGCCCAAACCAGUGCCUGCGACCCACCACGCGCCCUGCGUCCCUCACGCGCCUCGUGUGACAGCGCUGGCCACCUGUCCCGGACGAGGCAAGAUCGCCAAAUUUGUCAGCCCGGAGGAAAUGACAUCAAGGGACUACUACUUCGACUCYUAUGCUCACUUUGGCAUCCACGAGGAGAUGCUGAAAGAUGAAGUGCGGACGCUGACGUACAGGAAUGCCAUGUACCACAACAAGCACGUGUUUAAGGAUAAAAUCGUCCUCGAUGUUGGCAGCGGCACGGGGAUCCUGUCCAUGUUCGCUGCCAAUGCCGGUGCCAAACAUGUGUACGGGAUCGAAUGCUCAAGUAUAUCUGAGUAUUCCGAGAAGAUAAUCAAGUCCAAUCACCURCACAAUGUCAUUACAAUCUUCAAGGGCAAGGUGGAGGAGGUGGAGCUCCCCGUGGAGAAGGUGGACAUCAUCGUCUCGGAGUGGAUGGGUUACUGCCUCUUCUACGAGUCCAUGCUCAACACGGUCAUCUUCGCCAGGGACAAGUGGCUGAAACCUGGAGGUUUGAUGUUCCCCGACAGAGCAGCCCUGUACGUGGUCGCCAUCGAAGACAGGCAGUACAAAGACUUUAAGAUUCACUGGUGGGAAAACGUAUACGGGUUCGACAUGAGCUGCAUUCGAAACGUGGCCAUCAAAGAGCCGCUGGUGGAUGUGGUGGACCCCAAGCAGGUGGUGACUAACGCCUGCCUCAUAAAGGAGGUGGACAUCUACACUGUGAAGCCAGAGGACCUGUCUUUUACCUCAGCCUUCUGUCUGCAGAUCCAGCGUAACGAUUACGUGCACGCACUGGUCACGUAUUUCAACAUAGAGUUCACCAAAUGUCACAAGAAGACCUGUUUCUCCACCGCUCCAGAUGCUCCCAGCACACACUGGAAGCAGACUGUGUUUUAUUUAGAAGACUAUCUAACUGUCAAGAAGGGAGAAGAGAUCUUCGGGAGCAUCGCUGUUCGACCCAAUGAGAAGAAUGUGCGUGACCUGGAGUUCACCCUCGAGCUAGACUUUAAAGGACAACUAUGUGAAGCUGCCAUUUCCCAUGACUACAAAAUGCGUUAGGAAUAAAAUAAAACGAGACGCCAGUGCGGAGCUGCCCUCGGCCCACCUGGAGACAACCUGAGAGGAGGAGGAGCUCAAAGGUUCUUAAACACGCUGGUCAGACUGACACGUCUGACGUGAGGCUUUCAAGCCAACAGGGAUGUGAUCAGAAUAAGGAAUUCUCAGCAAUAGUGCCAUCACAUGGUCGACCGGAGCACAGGACUGAAUGUAACGUCUUACAAGUACUUGAGUUUUUUUCCCUUCAGCUUUACUUUCAGUAUUUAAAAAAAUCACAAAGUUCUUAUAUCUUUACUGCAAAUUGGAAUUCACUGAUCUGUGUGAUGUUGAGAGUCACUUAGUGUUUUGGUAAAAAUGGAGUUUGUCACAAAAUAGCUCUAAAUAAAACUGAAUCUGCUCUCUUUGUUUAGAAACUUAAAAAGCUGCUUUAGGUGAAUAAGAGGCAAAAGCAUGAUGUAGAAAAACUUGUUAGCUUUAACUAACUGUCACAGCCUUUUGAGAACGAUUUGUUUCAUUGACGAGGUGUCUUUGAACGCACCGUAAAGCCACUAAUAAGGCAGCUAUAUCAACCACAAGCGUGAUUUAUAAACGGAGAGAGCAGAUUCGUGACGCAGCUCAAUAGCACGUGGUACAUGUCUGAUUUAAUGGUUUCAUUAAGAUGCAACGUUGUCGUUUCAUUUAUUUCUGAUCACAUCUGAUCGUAGUUCAGAACCGAUGUGCUCUGGCACCGUAACGCAGGAAACUGUCUCAACACAGAUGCAAAAAACACGGAGACGAAUGAAUAGAACAUAAAAAAUAUGAAUGUGAUGAUGAAUAAAAUGUCUGCAAUA